UGACAACACCUCACCACGCCUGCGCAAAGAAAUACAAGAUGGCGGAGAGUGCGGAACUGAAGCAAAUGGUGAUGAGCCUGCGGGUGUCGGAGCUCCAGGUGCUGCUGGGCUACGCCGGGCGCAACAAGCACGGACGCAAGCACGAGCUGCUGACCAAGGCGCUGCAUCUGCUGAAAGCCGGCUGCAGCCCCGCCGUGCACAUGAAGAUCAAAGAGCUCUACCGAAGACGUUUCCCGGCCAAAAUGGUCUCUCACUCAGAGCUGGCCUUGCCUGGGCCGCACCACCCGGCCACAGCUGGAGUGGUCGGGGGAGGGGGCGCGGCGCUGCCUGCUGGCCUGACGCAGCUGGCUUACGAGGGUCACGCCGGUCACGGUGGAGCCCCAUCGCCUGCUGCGUUACUGCCGCUCUCGCUACUCGGUCCUGGGAAACACGAGCUGACCGGGCUGACGCACCACUUGCCCUCCUCAGCGACACUGCAUCCGGUGCAUCCAGAUGUUAAGCUCCAGAGGCUGCCCUUCUACGACAUGCUGGACGAACUCAUCAAGCCCACGAGUCUAGCGUCAGACAACAGCCAGCGGUUUCAGGAGACAUGUUUCGCCUUCGCUUUAACGCCGCAGCAAGUUCAGCAGAUCAGCAGCUCAAUGGACAUCUCGGGGACCAAAUGUGACUUCUCAGUUCAGGUUCAGUUGCGGUUUUGCCUGUCGGAGACCAGCUGUCCUCAGGAAGACCAUUUCCCCCCCAAUCUGUGUGUGAAAGUAAACGGGAAGCCGUGCAACCUGCCGGGUUAUCUUCCUCCAACCAAAAACGGUGUCGAGCCCAAGCGGCCCAGCCGCCCAAUCAACAUUACCUCACUGGUCAGAUUGUCCACCACAGUCCCCAAUACCAUCGUGGUGUCGUGGACCGCUGAGAUCGGAAGGAGUUACUCGAUGGCGGUGUACUUGGUGAAGCAGCAGUCGUCCACAGUGCUGUUACAGAGACUGCGAGCUAAAGGCAUCAGAAACCCAGACCACUCCAGAGCACUCAUAAAAGAGAAGCUAACAGCCGACCCAGACAGCGAAAUAGCCACAACCAGCCUUCGAGUGUCGCUCCUCUGCCCGCUGGGGAAGAUGCGGCUGAUGAUCCCGUGCCGGGCGCUGACAUGUUCCCACCUGCAGUGCUUCGACGCCACACUUUACAUCCAGAUGAAUGAGAAGAAGCCCACCUGGGUGUGUCCCGUCUGCGACAAGAAGGCGCCGUACGAGCAUCUCAUCAUUGACGGGCUUUUUGUGGAGAUCCUCAAUAGCUGCACGGACUGUGAUGAGAUCCAGUUUAAGGAGGAUGGCAGCUGGGCCCCCAUGAGGUCUAAGAAGGAAGUGCAGGAGGUGUCCUCUGCUUCCUAUAACAAUGGGCUGGAUGGCUCAUGCCGGACCGCCGCAGGCUCAGAUCAGCGGAGCUCCUCGGCGUCCAGCCACGGAGGCAGCGACAGCAGCAACGGCAAGAAAGUGGAAGUGAUCGACUUGACACUGGACAGCUCCUCAGACGACGAAGGACCGGAUUCGCCUCCGCCGCCGCCCCCAACGCUGCCUCCUCCUAUCAAAAGAGCGUGCCCUUCGAUGUCCCCGACCUCGCCACCUGUCAUCAACAAAGGCGUGUUGAACCUGCACCAUCAGGCCUCUCCUGUGAGCCGUACCCCCAGCAUGCCCGGGAUAGACACCAGCUACAUCCCUCCUGUCCCCCCUCUCAUCCAGGACUACAGGCCCUACUACCACACCCCCAAUGACCUUUCAGAGUUGAAUUUUUUCUCUUUUCUUCAAGGGGACAAUCAUCCGCAUUACAACAUGGUUAUGGCAGCAGCGGCGGCUGCCUCGGCCUCAGAAGACCACGAGCUGCUUCUCAACCGCUUCAUGCCCUACACCACCUCCUCCUCCGCCUCCCACCUGUUCCUCGACCAAUCGGCAGCCUCUUCUGCGCCUUCGCUGACAGUGCCGACCAACGGGGCGAGCAAUUCGGGCAGCACCAGCAGCCUGGUCUCGUCCAGCAGCCUCCGUGACACUCAUUCGACACACUCGUCCUCACAUUCGAGCUCACACUCCUCACACACGCAUCCCGGGGUGGUGGCCAGCCGGAGCAGCACUGAAGCAGCGGUGGCGGCUAUUUACGGCGGGAUACCCGAUGUUAUAUCGUUGGACUGACCCUGGAUGAGUGGAGACGACGGCGCGGGCACAGCUGGAAUCCAGUAACAAAACCCGAUCACAAACUCAACCGCGAGGGGUGACUUUUAAGAAACUAGACUGUGCCCCCCCCUCCCCCCCCCCGAGUCAUCAAACUCUGAACAUUCGAGGAGCCGUGACGACGAGUCGAUCUCAAGAAGAGCACUAAUAAUAUGAGCGGAAAACUGACCCGAGUCCAGUCCCAAGUCAUCGCUUAAAGGUGUGGACAUUGUGUUGGUGUGCUGACUUCAGAUCAGAAACCUGUCCAGCAUGUGAACCCACGUUACUGCUAUACUGGUACCAACCCGGCACAACGAGCAAAGAUGCUACCUGAGCAAAAACACAAAGGAGGGGGGGAAAAAAUCUCUUGUUUUCUUUUUUUUUUUAAAUAAAAACAAAGGAGCGGCACCGUGUACAGAGAACAGAAUCUAUUUUCCUCUUUUACUUUUGUAUGUUAAAUCGGGACAAUUUCAGUCUAGAGAGCUGCUUCAGUCGCUGUUUGUAAGUGGAGGACUGAGUCGGAUUUUAUUUUUUUGUGUGUGUUCUCACACAAACACGAGCUCAUUCAUAUGCCUGUUGCCAUGUGGUUUGCUCUCUUUUAGCUAUACGCCAUUUCCAGAUGUCGGAUUUGCAUUUCUCCGAUCUAAACUUCACUUCUCUCUGCGUGCUGUUCUCUUUUUCUCACGUUCAAAUUCACGGCAUUUUGUGUCUCUCUCCGACGACGGGAGCUUUUCAGACGCUGAAUAUACAGUUUAUUCAUGUGCUAAUAAUUUUAUUAUGCUUUUAAGUUAUGUAUGAUAUUUAAGCCUUUAGAAAUAUAAAUAUAUAGAUAUAUAUAUAUAUAUAUAUGAAUAUAUAUGCAUUCCCUUUGACCUUCAGGUUGAUGCUGUGGGGAGUGUGGAAUUAGCCAUUUCCAUUUUAUUUUAAUGUUUUUCAUUUCCUCUCCUCAAUUCCCGCCUCCUUUUAGAGACUCUACCUGCAGACAGCAUUUAGAAGUGAAACUAUUUAUACCUGCCAGUUUAGACGUUUUCGAUGGAACAGUUUCAGUUGUUUAUGCCCCCCCAAAAAAACAACAAAAAAAACACACACAUGGUACCUGAAUAUGAUCAAAAUAAUCAAGAGGGUAGUUUGAUCUGUGCGUCACAGUCUUUUCAGUCUGCUGUCCUUACUUUAAUCCACUUAAUCCUCUGCCCACCGUGUCUCGUCUUCUCUGUUGAUGAUGAAGGUCAAAUUGGUGUUGUAGCAGCGCUAGGCCUUUUUAAAGAUACAGGCGUCCAUAGCACGUGACCAAGCUUAAAGUUGUGCCUGUUUUUUUGUUUUUGGGGGGUUUUUGUUCUUGUUUUUUGCUCCAAUUAAUGUCUUAAAAGCUUACCCACAACCCCUGGCCCACUUUCCUUUUAAAGCAUCUUCUGAAGAUCGGACCUGUGACUGAUAUCAUCUCAGGAGUUUUCUUUGGGAAAAGCAGAUAAUAGUGGGACACGGUUGAAGAAGACAAUCUCAGCUUGUCCCUUUUUAGACCGGGUACGGAGCCAGAUGGUUUAAAAAUACAUUGCCUGUCUGCUUCUUAAAAGAAAAAAAACUCUGCGAUGUUCAGAGCGUGACGUGGAAGUGUCAGGGCAGCGCAGCGGUUUUAGGACGUUGUUAACGUUCAGCUUAAAAAAGUGAAAGGUUUGCAGUUUUAAGACUGGACACGCUUGCGCUUUCUGCUCCCCUCAGGUUAUUAACAGAUCCAUGUUGCAGAGAUCCUCUGUAAUCUGGUCACAUUACUGGUGACACCGUUAAUCCCGGUGCCCGUGCAGCACACCCCACCUCCCCCUUUCUCUGUGUCCUUGAAACUUUCCCAGAGUCCCCUGUUAUCCGUCUCUCUUAGACGCUCUUCUUCCAGAGGUCGGACACGGGCAGUUCCCGUCAGAGCCUAAUUAUCCCCGCCACCGUGAGAUAAUCGCUUCUGACAGCACAACCCAUCACAUUAGAUCCUCUGCCCCGUCCCUCCACUCUCAACAAACCAGAUACACCCCACACCCGCCUUCCCUGUCUCGCCCUCUGUGUCUCUCUCUUGGCAUUUGUAAAUCUUUUCCCAGGUCUUCUCAUGGGAACCCCCCCCCCACCACCACCACCCCCCCUCAGACUGACUCGGUCAUUUGCCAGAACAAGUCUCGUCUGUGUCGUGUAUGUCGUGCAGUAUUUUAUUUAUUUUGUAUUCAUAUUUCUGUACAUUAUAUUUUUACAUAAUGUUUGAAUUCCAUGACUGAGAGUGUGUGAGUCUCUGGGAACUGAUGCUAUAUGACUUUAUUUAAUGUGUAUUUUACUUUUUUUUCCCUGCCAGCAUCACAACUUCUCAGAAAGGUGUUGUGUAGUCACUCAUAAAUGGAAAUGCCGUGUGUGUGUGUGUGUGUGUGUGUUUUCUCUGGAGCUGACUUGGGUAAUAUUUACAAUAAGGGCACAAAACACAUGCGUUAUUAUUACGCGCUUGAUUUAAUGCGCUUCGGGUUCCUGCUGCUUACCGUUAAGAAAUGACCGAGUCGGUGUGAGUGAGCACCCGAUGGGUUGUCAGUAAACUGUUUAAUGAAGAGUUGCUGUAGAUAUUCGUUGAAAUAUUGCUUGAUUCUGUCAGGAAUUUAAAAGUUUUUCUAUUCAAGUGGCGGUCACGUGCAGGUUUGCUGCUUUGGCCAGGCGGAAGCAAAACCUUUCAGAGCCUUUAGUGUCAAAAGAUUUAAAGCCUUUCGCCAUGUUCCCACAGCUGCCGUUAAGCUUUAGCUCAUCUCAGUGAAACAUUAAUCCCCCUUCAAUAACAACAAGAAACUAUAAUAAAAAAGAAGAAAAAGGUUCAAAUUGACAACAGAGGUAAGAUCACCCCAACCGCAGCAGAUCAGCUGAUUUCAAAGCCAGACCCAGUCACCUGAAGCAUCUGCAGGCCGCUUUGCAACCCACCUUAAUCUCAGCUCCAUCUUUAACACAGCGCCUGACAUAAUCUCACAUCUCCAGUUCUCCAUCUAUGUGUAAGCAAGGAAGGUCUCAACACAGAGCCACAGCAGCAAAGAUAAAUGAUUGCAGGAAUAAAAAUUUAAAAUUAUAUUUUGGAUUUAGUGAUCCUCGCUUAAACAGCUGUUUAAGUUUAACCACCCGUUUUCUCUGUUCAAAGAAAACGUGUAUUCAAAUGGGAUUAUUUUUGUUUGUGUGUUUUGUGGCAGGAUUUUCAGAUUGCAGAGAGUCUCCAACCAUAACUGUAGGCAAAGAGGAACCGCAUUAUUUAUGAUAUUAUUACCAUUAUGUCAAUAUUUAACUUUGCUGUUUUUUGUUUUGUUUUGUUUUGUUUUGUUCUUUUGAUGGUUGUCACCCAUGAGAACCAUGUCACGUAGGCAGGAAGCUGCAUGCGAGAGCAUUCGUUGUGGAAAUCGUGUGGAUUUCACUCCCAAAGUGAACUGUUGCUGUUCGCUCGCGGCUCAGACUCGGUGAGUUGAUCGUUUCUGGGCAGCAGGAACUACGUGAGCCUGUGCGUUUGUGCCUUUAUCUCAGCUCCGCUGGCUUGCUUUGCUGGUGAAACCUUCGGUCCUUCACGUUCUCUCCCGUCAGUUUUAUAACUAAGCAGCAGUGUUUGGAUACUUGAUGAGGUGGUCACAGUAACUGAAUGAAUCCCAUCACCGUCUUAAUUUAUUGAAACGUCUGUCAUGGCGCUUGUUGGGCAGCAGGUCACAAUGGCAACAUGAAGUAGGAGAAGAGACCGUGUUGAAUGUGUUUGUGGUGAAGGCGGGGAAAGGUCCGAUCCUCCUCCACCUCCUUCAGGUGUCCGCUGCUCCCUCCUCCUGUGGUUUCAUUCGCGGCAAAUGUUUAGGGCGAAGCAGUCUUUAUUGAGCUGGGUUUAUUUCACUCUAACAAACAGGAUGGAUAAGCACAAGGUCGCGGCUUUCUCAGUCCCUCCUCAGCAACACACACACACAGAACAUAUGGAAUAAGGCCACUUUUGUUUUUUUUAAAGCAGUAGUUACUCCUAAGUGUGUGUUCAAAAGAACUCCACAGUCAGCCUCGACAAGCAACUCAACUCUUUGGUUGUCAUGACCUUAAACAAAAGGGAAAAAUCAGCGACGUGUAUAUUAUGUUCGUGUGGAACCCUGAAAACUGAAAGAUUCAGAUCCAGACAUGGGUGUUUGAUGUCCGUUUGUAUGCUUUUGUGCGUCGAUUCAGAGCGAGAGAAUAAAAUAAUUUAUAUAUUUUUUAGAAAAUGGAAGCUGUACUAUUAUUUAAAAAACAAAAACUAACCAAAAAAAAAAACAGGGAAAAGAAAAGAAAAAAAAUACGACCGUGGCCAAUAACGAGUUCCACGCUAUGAAAACGAUAUCAAAGUCAGACUUGAGACGACAUCUGCACUCACUGCCUUAAAACAUUCACAGGUUCUGUUUCGUGGCUCCAAUCUGGAAAACAAACCUAAAAGGAGGGAAAGGAGAAGACGGUGUACAGUUAGACCCGUGUCAGUUUGUACAAAUAUACCAAGUGGGAAAAAAAAUAUUUAUUACCUGCAUUGGACGAAAUUGUUUACUUAUUGAAUGUUACUUGUUUAUGUAGAAAAGUUUAGAUGUAAUAAAAUGCAUUCUGCUA
Neolamprologus brichardi is the source of this 6782-nucleotide messenger RNA. RefSeq names its product E3 SUMO-protein ligase PIAS1-like. Gene Ontology annotation, molecular function: zinc ion binding; transcription coregulator activity; SUMO ligase activity. Gene Ontology annotation, cellular component: chromatin. The record is from RefSeq and is a predicted model, not a curated record. Gene Ontology annotation, biological process: protein sumoylation; regulation of transcription by RNA polymerase II. Lineage: Eukaryota; Metazoa; Chordata; Actinopteri; Cichliformes; Cichlidae.